AUGCCACCUAAGAGAAAUGUAUAAAACAACUAAAACAUCUAAAAUUUCUUCAAUAAUGGAAAUAAGAAAGAGAGGAAAGAGAUAAAAGAAAAAUAAAAAUAAUUUAUUAAAUGUCCUUUAAUAGGAUCAGUAGGUUUUCAAUUAAGAAGAGUGUUAUAAAAAUAUAGAAAUGAGAUAAUGAAAGAGUUUAAUUUUGGAUAAUUAGUUCAAUAAUUAACAAAAAUAUAAAAUUUAGAUUAAAUUGGAAAUAUGCUAAGUUCAAUAUUGUAUUUAAAUAUAACAAAAAUGUCAGAUAUUUGGAGUGAUAUUUAUACUCCUGAUCAUAUUGAUGAUGUAAUUUGAUAUCUAAUUUAGUUAAUUAGUUAAGAAAAUACAUAAUUUCUUAAACAUUGGUUAAAGAAUUCCUUUUCUAUAUUGGCAUAAGAUUAAGUAGAUUAAUCAGAGUCAUGGUAUUCAUAAUCGAAUUCAAUAAACAAUUAAAAUUGGAAUUAUUAGAUGUUAAAUAUAUAUGGAGCAAGUGGAAAGAUGAGUACAAUAUUGGCUAUAGCCAGAGCAUACAAAAUUGAUGUUUUGUUGACUUACAAUUAUACAGAGAAAAGAGAAUUUGAAGAGAUGUUUGCAAGUCAACAUAUCAAAUUUACUUAAGAAUAAGAAGAUACUGAAUUUGGAAACAAGAAGAAGAUAAUAGUUCACAGAGGAACACUUCCAAAAUUCAUCAAUUCCAGAAUGUUAUAGAUUUAGCGAGUGCCCUUUAUAUGGAUUACAGGUAUCGAGUCUUCAUAAUUGCAGACUAUUAGUAGAAUCACGAACUAUUCGAUAACUUUGAACUAGUGCAAUAUUCACAUGAUGAAAUAGUCAAAUACAUAUAUUUAAUAUUGUUAAUUGAACAAAAUUACAAAGGAUAAUUAGAUAUCAUAAAUGUUGAGUUAAAAAAGAAAGUGAUCUAUGAAAAUAUAAAAGAAUAAGGAGGGUUUUUUAAUAAUUUUACAAUAUAGAAACCUUAUAUAAAGAUUAAAAAUAUAGAAAUAAAUUUAAAUUAUUCAGAUAUUUUCAUACUUACCUUAUUUAUGAAAGGUAAUAUGAGAAAUAUAUUAAAUUGGUUGUAAUUUCAUUAAGAUGAUGAAAAUAUACAUUAAUUAAUUACAGAAUUAAAGUUGUCUAAUAUAUAAUUAAGUUAUAUGUUAAAAAAUCAAUUGCCAUUAUUUAGAACAGUUGAAAAUAUAUCUUAAUUAAAUUAAAAAGCAUGGUCAUGGUAUGAUGAACAAUGUUUAAAUUUAAUAAAUGAUAUGGUAAUAAGAAGAUAGAAAUUAUUUAUAGAAUCUUAUGGUAAAAGAAUAAUCAAUAGUAAAAAUCAUAUAUUUUUAAUCAAUUAAGUUCUUAAAGUAAUAUAUAUAUUAAAUUAUAGAUAAAUGCUUUUAAUGUUUAAACAUUAGCAUAAAAUACUAGAUUAAGAAGAUUAAAUAAGGAACCUUAAGAUUUUUAUAAACCAUUAUAAUAAUUAUUUGAGUAGGAUGAACAGUAUGAGAUGUUUAAGUAAUUUGAUAAAUUUUCAGAGUUUUUUAAAAGUUGA
This is a messenger RNA of Paramecium primaurelia, 1570 nucleotides long. The record is from the annotation of a GenBank genome assembly. NCBI's taxonomy places the organism in Eukaryota, Ciliophora, Oligohymenophorea, Peniculida, Parameciidae.